AUGUUUCAAGUAAAUUUAGAAUAAAAAUUGAUUGUCAUUCAUCUGAAUAUGGCCAUCCAAAAGGGUUUAUUUCAUGCAAUAUUAAUUAUCUUUAGUCCUUAUUUAUUAAGUAAUUAAUUAUAUUGA
Messenger RNA from Paramecium sonneborni, 126 nucleotides. The record is from the annotation of a GenBank genome assembly. NCBI's taxonomy places the organism in Eukaryota, Ciliophora, Oligohymenophorea, Peniculida, Parameciidae.